This is a messenger RNA of Diorhabda carinulata, 6523 nucleotides long. RefSeq names its product protein son of sevenless (gene Sos). Bases 462 to 4508 code for a protein of 1348 amino acids. Gene Ontology annotation, cellular component: plasma membrane; nucleosome. Gene Ontology annotation, biological process: positive regulation of GTPase activity; Ras protein signal transduction. Gene Ontology annotation, molecular function: DNA binding; guanyl-nucleotide exchange factor activity; protein heterodimerization activity. The record is from RefSeq and is a predicted model, not a curated record. NCBI's taxonomy places the organism in Eukaryota, Metazoa, Arthropoda, Insecta, Coleoptera, Chrysomelidae. The transcript is spliced from 20 exons.
UCGACUCAUAUCGAUUAGGACCAAUACGCAUACAUGAAAAAGGAAUUUCCAUUACUAUUUACGCAUCUCCAGGAAAAGAAGAGCAGCGAAUACUGCCGACAGCGAGCAAGGAAAAGACAAAAGAGAACUGUGUUAUGCGCAGUGGUUGCUUUGUGUUCUUCAGAAAAAGAAAGAUAGAUAUGAGUAUAUUUAAUUCGAGGGAGACAAAAUAUGACCUGAAGUAGAAAACUAAAAUGGCGAGAAUCAAGUGAUUGUAUUUUGUCCACUUUCGGUAAAAAGUUAGAAUUUUUCAUUCAAACAACAAAGAUAAUGGUGCAUAAGUGCGACUGGACGUAAACAUAAACUAAUUAAAUUAUUUUUGUUCUGUAAUUUUGAGUUGCAAUCAAUUGAGGACUAUGUGUAUCUUGAGUGGCCCUUAGUAGAAGUGUUCCCAGUUUUUUCAGUCCUUCCUUUUAGAAAAUAUGAAUACUGGCGUCGCAGCAGAUAAUAUUUACGACUUUAAUUCGGAAGAAAAUGCUGCAAAAUGGAAAGGGCUCCUAACCUCAGCUUUAAAAAAAGUGCUAGAACAAGUCCAUCCUUCAUUAUGUGCAAGAGAUGAUGCAUUAGAAUAUAUUGAGAGUCUUUGUUUACGUCUUCUUGCUAUGCUUUGUGCCAAACCAAGUCCUCAUACUGUACAAGAUGUUGAAGAAAGGGUAAUAAGUACAUUUCCUACACCAAUUGAUAAAUGGGCACUAAAAGAAGCGCAAGAAGCCAUCGAUAGAGGUAAAAAAAAAUCGGUGCUGCAACUACCUGUUGAUAAAAUUCAUUCUUUACUGCAAAAAGAACUUUUGUUAUACAAAAUUGACUCAACUGUAUCUCUAUUCUUGGUCGCCGUUUUAGAGUAUAUAUCUGCUGAUAUUUUAAAAUUAGUUGGAAAUUAUGCUAAGAAUAUAAAGCAUAUGGAAAUCACCUACCAGGAUGUACAAAUUUCAAUGAAAGUCGAUAAAGCACUUAUGGACAUGUUCUAUCAAGAUGAAGGUGGAGGUAGCAAUAUAAUCGAAAAUCCUGUCAUGGUAUCUACAACAUUAAAUUAUGAAGAAACUGUCAGAGAACUUAUAGCUUCUGAAAAAGCUUAUUUAAAAGAAUUGCAUAUGUUGAUUAAAGUAUUUAGGGAAGAAAUUAUAAAAUUAAAUCCAAGUCCACAAGAUAUAGAAAAAAUAUUUUCGAAUAUCAUGGAUAUUUAUGAAUUAACGUACACUCUAUCAGGCAGUUUGGAAGAUGUACGAGAAAUGGCACAAGAGAAAAUGGCUUACAUUGGUUGUUGUUUUGAAGAACUAGCGGAGGCGGCAGAGUUCGACGUGUAUAUAAAAUACGCCGCAGACGUAACGUCAUCUUCAUGCCGAGAAACUUUGAACAAUUUACUCAAUCGUCCAGACGUCCAAAGCUCUCUAAACACAGCUGGUCAAGGAAUGCCUCUAGCUUUAAGAUAUUAUCUCCCCUCUUUACUCAUGGGACCUAUUUGGCAUUGUUUUUCAUAUUUGGAGUACAUUCCAACAUUGAGAAGAUUGUCGACUUCCAGUGAGGAUCAAGAAACUUUGGCGCAAGUUGAGGGAUUGCUAAAACCAUUACAAAUAGCUCUGGCAAGUUGUGUUCCCAGCCAAAGUAUACCGCGAAAUCCGGGACCAUCACUACAAGGAAAAAAUAGAAGACAAACAGCUAUAUUGAAAAUCCAAGAACUUCAAAAAAUUGUAGAAAACUGGGAUUCCAAAGAUUUGGGACAAUGCUGUAAUGAAUUCAUUCGAGAGGAUACUUUAACAAAAGUUAGUAAUAAUAAAAGACUGACCGAAAGGAGGGUUUUCCUUUUUGACGGCUUGAUGAUACUCUGUAAACCAAACUCAAGAAGACAAAGCUCGGUGCAUCACCAGAACCAUCCCGAAUGUAAGCUCAAAGAAAGAUUUUUUAUAAGAAAAGUUGAAAUUAUAGAUCAUCAAGAUACUGAUGAAUUAAAACACGCUUUUGAAAUAUCUCCUAGACAAACUCCGUCUGUUAUUCUAUGUGCCAAGACUGGAGAAGAUAAAAAUUCUUGGAUGGCUGAUUUAGUUAUGUUGAAUAAUAGAUCUAUGUUAGAAAGAGUAUUGGAUAGUAUCCUAUCAGAUAUUGAGAGAAAACAUCCAUUGAAACUGCCUCCUCCAGAGUUGUAUAAAUUCGCCGAGCCUGAUUCUAAAGAUAACAUUAUACUCGAACAAAGAGAAAAUGGUGGAGUUCCUCUUAUUAAAGGUGCAACUUUAUACAAACUCGUUGAAAGACUGACUUAUCAUAUUUAUGCCGAUCCCAAAUUUGUUAGAACCUUUUUGACAACAUAUAGAAGUUUCUGUUCCCCCAUGGAACUUCUUGAACUGUUAAUAGAACGAUUUCAAAUACCUGACCCAUCUCUAGUUUACGAUCAAGACUGUUGUGAUACUGAUAAAAUGCAGAAGAGUAAUCAGAGGGAGGAUUGGAAGAAAUAUAGAAAGGAAUAUUGCCAACCUGUACAAUUCAGGGUACUAAAUGUGUUACGACAUUGGGUAGAUCAUCACUUUUACGACUUCGAAAGGGAUCCUAUUCUUCUGGUCAAAUUACAAGCUUUUUUAGAUUCAGUGAAUGGAAAAAGUAUGCGAAAAUGGGUAGACAGUGUCAUCAAAAUAGUUCAAAGGAAGUUGGAAAACGACAACCAAAGACUUAUAAAAUUUGCAUUUGAUGAUCCUCCUCCACCUAUAGAAAGACAUAUCAAUUGUUCAGAAGAGGAAUAUGGUAUACUUACUCUACAUCCUGUGGAAAUAGCUAGGCAACUCACAAUUCUUGAAUUUGAUCUCUAUCGAACCAUCAAACCUUCUGAGUUAGUGGGUACUGUGUGGACAAAAAAAGAGAAAGAAAUUACUAGUCCCAAUUUGUUGAAGAUGAUUAAACAUACAACAAAUUUCACAAGAUGGUUGGAAAAGAAUAUAGUAGAAGCAGAAAAUUUGGAAGAAAGGGUUGCUGUAAUGAACAGGAUCAUAGAGAUUAUGAUAUGUUUGAAUGAAAUUAACAAUUUUAAUGGAGUUUUGGCAAUAGUGUCUGCCUUGGGAUCUGCAUCUGUAUAUAGGUUGAACUUCACGUUUGCUGCACUGACUCAACAAAAUCGGAAAGCUCUUGAAGACAGCCGCAAAAGUGAUGAUAGAUUUAAGAAGUAUCAAGAAAAAUUGAGAUCAAUCAACCCACCAUGCGUGCCCUUUUUGGGCAUGUACCUCACUAACAUUCUUCACAUAGAAGAGGGUAAUCCCGACUUCCUUCCAAACACGCAGUUGAUAAAUUUUUUUAAACGUAGAAAAGUUGCUGAAAUUACUGGUGAAAUACAACAAUAUCAAAAUCAACCAUACUGUUUUAGCGUAGAGCCAAGUAUUAGGCAUUUUCUCGAAAAUUUAAAUCCAUUUGGCGAAAUGAACGAUACGGAAAUCAGUAACUACUUAUAUCAAAAGUCUUUGGAAAUCGAACCAAGGGGUAGUAAGGUACUGUCAAAAUUUCCAAGAAAAUGGCCGCACCUGAAUUUAAAAAGUCCUGGUAUUAAAGCCAUUAAGACUGUGAAGAGUGUAUCUGGUGCCCUCGCUAAUACUGUAAAUCAAACUCUAAAUUCUACAAUGAAAAGUGAUGACUCUAAGAGCGAGGAUUCUUCCAGAUCCGACAAUGAUUUCAGUGUAUUUGCAUCUGUACAAUUGGGUACCAGUCAGAAUAGUCCAACUUUGAGCCCAGUCUCUCCUGCUGCAUCUAAUCCAAUUAUCAGUUGGUUCCAUCACACGAGAAGUCCCAGCGUUAGCUCAAUCAUGUCAACAUCUUUCAAACCAUCUAGGGUUGAACAAACACCACCAACAAUACCUCAAAGAUUCAGCCACAACAGCCAAAGCUCUACAGGUGGUCCCAAUAGUCCAGGACCGCAUAGUCCCAUUUCACCUGGUCCUCACCUUCCUACUGAACCCAUAAGUCCUCGAUUACCGCCUACACCACCUCCUCCGCCUCCACCAUUACCCCCUAGAAGAAGAAGGGAUAGUCCCGAAAUAAGUUCACCACAACAAAUGAGACAGGCGCCAGACGCCCCUAUUCUUCCACCACGUGACAACUCUAUACCCCGUGAUUGUUCACCUCCUCCUUUGCCGCCUAGAAGAGAACCAGGUUCCUCUCCUAGCUCUCACUCUCAUUCCCAUUCUUAUCCUCACCAUUUCAACCCACUUCCCAAUUUGGGAGGACACAGUACCUUACCGAGAUUGAAUCCGACUCAUACUUCUCAACUUCAUAUGAGGAGGCACGCUACCUUACAUCCGCAUCCACAACAUACUUUGACGAAUAAUGGAGGGACCAGUAUGAUAGUCCCAGCACCACCACCAAGCAUCUCGCCAAGGUAUACUAGAGAGGUUAAUUCUGGCCAAAUAACCCCCCAGUUACCUCCUCGACCAACGGUCAGAUCGGCGGGACUAACAUGUGGCACCAUGUUCCAGUAUCCGACGACUACCACCACUUAAAUUCUAAACGAAGGAAACAUUUUCUUAGUUGUAAUGAAUUACAAACAUUACGCUUAUACCAAUCAGGUUGCUUCGCUUCACCAUAGAUUGAAAAAUUUGGAAAAAUUCUAAGAACGACGCUGAUACGAAUUAAAAGUAUUUUGAAUUUGAAAUGUCUGAUUUUUGUCACACAAUCUAUAACACUAUAUUCAGAAUUUUUACAAGAUUACCAACUUUAUAUCACUCCCAUCUCAUACACACUACUUGUUAUAUAGUAGUUUUUCCAUAAUAUUGUUUUUAAAUGCACUAUUGAAAUGAAGUGUAUUGGGAAAUUAUAAGAAGAAAAAGUACAUGAUAACCAAUUAUAAAUUUUUAUUUCUAAUAAUUUCAAGUAAGAUGUCAAAAUCUGCUACGUAAAAUUAUUUUAGAGAAACCAAAAUAAACUUGAUAUCUUCUAAAAUUCAUAAAAUCUGUUGACUACAGUAAAUUUAGUUGAAACGUGAAAAAUAUUUGCUUAUUUAUGUGCUUACAGGAAUGUUCAUUUUAAAUAUAAUAAAUGUCCUGUAUCUUUUAUUAAUGUAAACAUGAAUUAAUUAUUUCCUGUCAUACAUACUGUAAGGGAUGUAUUUUAUAAUUCUUUAUGAUAAUACAAUUACACAUCCAUUCAGCACAUUUGAAGAUUAUUGAAAUGUUCACAUUUGUAAUAAUAUUUGAAUGGUGAAAUGAAUUACCUAAAUAUAUCAUUUUCUAAAAUCCUUUAAUCCAAGUAUUAAUUAUUACUUGUUUCUACUUCACUUUAUCAAUUGUAAAACAGAUGAGCAAUGAAAGUGUAUCAAUACAACAAAGUAAAUUUAUUUUUCGUUACAUAUGUUCUUUUUCGUGAAACUAUGUUUAUUAACGCCUUGAAUUUUUAGAAAAAAAAAACAAUUGCUGAGUUUGUCCAAUGAAUUAUUCAAGCCAAAUCAAAAAUGUUUUCAUUUACAACAAAUUUCGGUAAUAAACAUAAUAAAAUUUUAGACAUUUUUUUAUUCAAAAUAUAUUUAAAAAAGUACAUUUUGUCAUUUCGCAAGUAGUUUGAAUUUAACCGAUGCGCUGUAACAGACAAUAGCUAAAUAUCUUUUAUUUGUAUAUAUUCUACUUUGUUACCCUAAACGAGAAAAAAAAUGUAUAUUAAGUUGUUGUUCGGAUACAGAUUUGGAAAUAGUGUUAUCAUAUGAAAUACAUACAACUAAUCUUGUACUAGUACUUACGUACAGUUUGGUUUUCAAAGGAGAUCAAAGUUAUUGACCAUAUUUAUUUACUUUGUGUUUUAUACAAAACUCUCCUUAUAUUACCUUUACUACGUUGUUUAUUGGGUUGUAGCCCCUUUAACACUGUCAGCUAAUAAUAGGUGUUGUUUUUUUGCUUCUUUUUGAAGAACCGUUAUUUUUGUCCAUUUCAUCAUUCUUGGGAACUCCCAUGUCAGUUUUAAAAACAAGACAGCUCAGUUUUUUAAUAGCCGCUUGAUUUUUAGAGAGUAUUUCUAGAACUUUACAUUCUAGAUAUAUUUCCAUAGUUCUAUCAAUUAAAACUUUAUUGUCAAAUAUUAUAGCAUACAAUUUUGGUUUUUAUUUACCUAUAUUAUUAUUAUCAAAUACUUUUCCAAAUCUGUAAUGUUACCGAAACUCAUUGUUAAAUGUAAUUACCUUGAGGGCCAUUAUCUCACUAUAAUACUGCAUACAUUUUAUCUUUUAAAAGUUUUAUUAAAAUGACAAUAUACUAACCAGUAAAAUCAUAGAAAUAUGAAAUACUGUAACAAAUUAUAACCAUAGUAAAUGAUAUUUUUAGUGAGAUAAUCCCUCAAGUUUCAAGCAAGCAAUAAGAAGUAACGAAAUGCCUAACUAAUAUUUUUGAAACAUCCCUAGCAUCGGCAGUAAAAUAUUUUAGAAUUUUUUUGAAAUAUUCCAUCAGAUCAGUACAAAUAACAGAGCACAUAUUCAUUGUUAUCCUAAAUAUUGAUUAAAAUCAUUUACGUUAUUUCAGAUAAAAAAAAUAAA